This is a messenger RNA of Fusarium keratoplasticum, 936 nucleotides long. RefSeq lists its product as uncharacterized. The record is from RefSeq and is a predicted model, not a curated record. The transcript has a single exon. NCBI's taxonomy places the organism in Eukaryota, Fungi, Ascomycota, Sordariomycetes, Hypocreales, Nectriaceae. Bases 1 to 936 code for a protein of 311 amino acids. Gene Ontology annotation, molecular function: oxidoreductase activity.
AUGAAGGUCGCCCGCGUCACCACCUGGGGAAACCCUCCCGAGUACAUGGAUGUUCCAGAACUUCCACCCCCUUCAUCCAAUGAGCUUCAAGUCAAAGUCUUGGCCGCUGGAGUGCCUCGGGUGGUCCAAAACCGGGCGUCAGGCAAACACCCCAGCGCAUUCAACUCGCCGCUGCCUUAUGAUCCCAGCAUCGAUGGUGUGGGACUCGAUGAAGCCACAGGAGACAUGUACUUUAUCAGCAGUCUCGCGGCUCCCGUCUUUUGCGAACGCGCCAAUGUCGACAAGGCUCAGCUCAUCAAGCUGGAUGCGGGCGUUGACCCCGUAACCAUUGCUGCACUCGCCAAUCCUACGAUGAGUAGCUGGCUUGCGCUGAAGUGUCGUGCCAUUGGAGGCUGCGAGGGCCGAACGGUUGUCAUCAUUGGAGCUACCAGCGCUAGCGGUAGAGCUGCUGCAUUUGUGGCUCGUGAGCUGGGCGCCGCUCGUGUCGUGGGAAUUUCUCGCACCGAAGAAACCCUUGCUACAGUUGAGGGCCUCGACGAACGCAUUGUGAUGCAAACCCCUCUGUCUAUCCCUCCUAGCGUUGGCCCCAUCGACAUUGUACUCGAUUACGUCGGAGGAUCUGCUGGUGUCGAGGUGAUGAAGGCUGCCGAGAUUAAACGCGGUGAGAACCUGCAGUAUAUCCAGAUUGGCGGCCUGAGCGGCGAGCAAAACAUGAUCCUGCCAGGCCGUUUACUCAAUGUCAAGCCUAUUCGUGUCAUGGCGUCUGGCAUUGGAAGCGUCAGCAAGCAAGAGUUGAAGAGGGAGAUCCCUGGGCUGGUGGAUGCCCUCUGCCGGAUGAAGCGACCCUUUGAGACCCAUGCUUUCCCUAUGUCGGAUGUGCAGAAGGUCUGGGAGUCUGAGGAGGCGAAUACGAAGAGGCUUGUUCUAGUCCCAUAA